UGAAUAGAGUAAAAAAUCACCAUAUUUAAUUCGGUUUAGUUAGAAAUAAAAUCGAAAUUUGAUUAAAUUGUGUGUUAAAUCCAAAGUUGUAGGAGUCAUUUGGCUACGGCAAAACAAGCUACGACAAAUUCCCGCCAAAUUCGGACUUGUUCGUAGCCAGUAAAGCUUAACAAACUGUUUGUACCUUGUCACACAUUUUCUGAUAUUCCAAGGAUAUAGCUGCCCAAAGAAUAGUCAAUUUCAACAAUGUUACGUUCAAAAUCAAGGCCCGGGGUCUUGGAUUUUGGAGGAAAGCGAUCAGUUCUUUCAAGAAUUUGUAGAGGUGAUCCUAUGAUCGAUAAAGCGGCUCAUGUUUCUGGUGGACAAGGAUCAUCUGUUGAAAGAAGGCCAUCUGCGAAGAUUGUGAAUUCGUCCGAGAAUGGGGUUGUGAGAGUUUCAACCAUGCAAAGGCAGAUGAAUAAGCUUGAUGAGGACAUGAAGUUGAUGAAGGAUCAGCUUGAUGCAGUUAUGGAAGAAAGAGAUCGAGCGUUUGAUGAGUUGAGGGAUUCGAAAUUAGUGGCUCAUGAGGCCAAGAUGAGAUUGAGCAAGGCAUUGUCUCCGCGGUCUCCUCGCUCUCCUCGGAGAGGAGCUGAGGAUAAAGAUGCGUUCUCUUAUGGUUUAGAUGAGGAAUUGCGUAUUGCCAAGGCGGCUGAGACACGUGCUAUGAAUUUAUAUGCAGAGAGCAAGAAACGGAUAAAUAAGCUGGAGGAUGAAAUUGAGAGAGGAAAGCAAUCGGAGUCCAAGAUGUUUGAGUCUAUAGUGUCGCAAACUAAACAGCUUGAGGUGACUAAAAUGGAACUGGAAGAGUCCAAGCUUGAAAUAGCUUUCCUUCAUGAGCAAUUGGAGAUGGUGCGAAAUUCAUCUCCAACGAAAGAUUAUGAACAUGGUGAUUUAGAUGUAGGGGCAUUUCGGAGUCUGAGGUCUGAGCUUGAACAGACCAAGGCAAUUCUUGUACGUGCUCAGGAGGGGGAGAAGGCAGCAUUGUCGAAAGUGAGUGACCUGAUGGAUGAAAUAGAAAUGCUGAAGAUUGAGCUCCAUGCUGCAGUCGAGGCAGAAGAGAAGAGUCAAAAGGCCAUGGAACACCUGGCUUUAGCAUUAAAAGAGGUUGCAACAGAAACAAAUCUAGAAAAAGAAAAAGUUAGCUCUACAGUGAUGGAACUGGAGCAAGCACACGAGGAAGCGGAGAAACUGAGGGCGAUGCUUAAGAAAAAUGAAGAAUUUUAUGCAAAGCUCUUGCACGAAGCAAAUCAAAAGUAUUUGAUGCACCAGAACACGGUGGAGAGACUCAGACAGGAAGCUGAGGAAUCGAUUUUGGCAUGGAAUGGUAAAGAAAUGGGAUUUGUUGAUGUCAUCAAAGAAGGUUGCGAGGAAAGAGAGAUUCUGCAACAAGAGAAAGCUAGACUUUAUGAAUCCCUAAAAGCGGCUGAGAACGAGACAAGAGUGGCAAAAGAUGAUAAUCACAAACUCAGAGAUAUACUAAAGCAAGCUCUUCAUGAGGUAAAAAUGUCGACAGAAGCUGCUGCUAUUGCCAGAGAAGAGAAUUCUGAACUUAAGGACACUUUAGCCGAUAAGGAUGAGGCCAUUCGUUUUCUCAUCCAAGAAAAUGCCCGACUACAAAUUAAUGGAGCGGAAGAUCAUGAGAAAACAAAGGAGCUUAAGCGUUUGCGCACAAGUCUAGCAGCUUUUACAGAGUCGAAGUUUGAUAGAGAAGAAAGCGGGAUGGACAGUGAGGUGGACACCUCGAAAUUCUUAUCACCAGAUUCUGUAUUCGAGGAAAACUGCAAAGAAGAAACAGGAAACGAGAUAACUGAUAAGUUGAAAGAGGCACUCAAGGGAUCGGUGUAUAGCUCUACGCCAGAGCCUCGUAGCCCUAAAACAAGGCAUUUCACCUGGAAAAAUUCUUUUGCAUCAACAGAAGAAACAAAAGCAAAUCGUGCUACAGAUUUUAAGAAUCCAGAUUCAAAUGUAGAAAAGCAUUCCCCAAAAACUACAGCUUUGUUCCAGAAAUUUGGAGAUAUUAUGAUGAAAAGUUUGUAUAAAAAGGAACCAACAGCCACAUACCACUAGGCCUUUUUCUGUAGAUUUAUUCUUCUUCUUCGUUUGUUUAGAAUUAUUAUUUUUCCCAUCAAAGUAUUACAGAUGUUUGAUUUUUGUGAAAUGAAACCUUGACCAAUGUAAAUUAAAAAAUGG
Daucus carota subsp. sativus is the source of this 2229-nucleotide messenger RNA. RefSeq lists its product as uncharacterized. Lineage: Eukaryota; Viridiplantae; Streptophyta; Magnoliopsida; Apiales; Apiaceae. The transcript is spliced from 3 exons. The coding region runs from base 247 to 2106 and encodes 619 amino acids. The record is from RefSeq and is a predicted model, not a curated record.